AUGGCCACCGGUCAGGGAAGCGGACAGGGCGCCGGUCAGGGAAGCGGACAGGGCGCCGGUCAGGGAAGCGGACAGGGCGCCGGUCAGGGCGCCGGACAGGGCGCCGGUCAGGGCGCCGGACAGGGCGCCGGUCAGGGAAGCGGACAGGGCGCCGGUCAGGGUCGAGGAAGCGGACAGGGCGCCGGAAGCGGACAGGGCGCCGGACAGGGCGCCGGAAGCGGACAGGGCGCCGGACAGGGCGCCGGAAGCGGACAGGGCGCCGGACAGGGAAGCGGACAGGGCGCCGGACAGGGAAGCGGACAGGGCGCCGGACAGGGAAGCGGACAGGGCGCCGGACAGGGAAGCGGACAGGGCGCCGGACAGGGUCAGGGAAGCGGACAGGGCGCCGGUCAGGGUCGAGGAAGCGGACAGGGCGCCGGAAGCGGACAGGGCGCCGGACAGGGUCAGGGAAGCGGACAGGGCGCCGGACAGGGUCAGGGAAGCGGACAGGGCGCCGGACAGGGUCAGGGAAGCGGACAGGGCGCCGGACAGGGUCAGGGCGCCGGACAGGGUCAGGGAAGCGGACAGGGCGCCGGACAGGGUCAGGGAAGCGGACAGGGCGCCGGACAGGGUCAGGGAAGCGGACAGGGCGCCGGUCAGGGUCAGGGAAGCGGACAGGGCGCCGGUCAGGGUCAGGGAAGCGGACAGGGCGCCGGUCAGGGUCAGGGAAGCGGACAGGGCGCCGGACAGGGCCAGGGAAGCGGACAGGGCGCCGGACAGGGCCAGGGAAGCGGACAGGGCGCCGGACAGGGCCAGGGAAGCGGACAGGGCGCCGGACAGGGCCAGGGAAGCGGACAGGGCGCCGGACAGGGCCAGGGAAGCGGACAGGGUGCCGGCAAGGGACAGGGCGCCGGCCAGGGAAGCGGACAGGGCGCCGGCCAGGGAAGCGGACAGGGCGCCGGCCAGGGAAGCGGACAGGGCCAGGGCGCCGGCCAGGGAAGCGGACAGGGCCAGGGUGCCGGCCAGGGAAGCGGACAGGGUAGUGGUCAGGGAAGCGGUCAGGGCGUGGGUCAGGGAACUGGUUUUGGUCAGGGAAGCGGCUAUGGCCAGGGAACUGGUAGUGGACAGGGAGUUGGUCAGGGAAGCGGCUAUGGCCAGGGAACUGGUAGUGGACAGGGAGUUGGUUCUGGCAUCAGUGCUUUGUGUAAGUUCCUCUCCAUGAGACCUGGACAUUUGCAGUAUUAG
Molecule: messenger RNA, 1224 nt
Organism: Carassius carassius (crucian carp)
Lineage: Eukaryota; Metazoa; Chordata; Actinopteri; Cypriniformes; Cyprinidae
Product: fibroin heavy chain-like
Exons: 3
Coding region: 1-1224 (407 amino acids)
Source: RefSeq, a predicted model, not a curated record